Closterium sp. Naga37s-1 is the source of this 624-nucleotide messenger RNA. The record is from the annotation of a GenBank genome assembly. Lineage: Eukaryota; Viridiplantae; Streptophyta; Zygnematophyceae; Desmidiales; Closteriaceae.
AUGACCAGCGCUAUGGUCGGGUGCGCUAUCGUGGGGCACUGGGGGGAGGAGAGUGGGAAGAGAGGAGGGGGAGUGGGGCAGGCAAUGCAGCUCCCCACCAUAGCGCUGGUCAUGGGGCCCAAGGGCCUCAUCAGCCGUCUCCUCGCAUCUAGAUUCAAUGACGUCAGUCCUGCGGAUCUUCGCCCGACCAUAGCGUUGGUCAUGGGUCUCAAGGGUCUCAUCAGCCGCCUCCUCGCACCCAAAUUCAUCGGCGUCUGUCCUGCAUUCGCGCUGGACAUUGGGCCCAAGGGCCUCAUCAGCCGUCUCCUCGCACCCAAAUUCAGUAAUGCACAGCGCGCUGCUCGUAGCGGCACUACGAACGAUGGUGGGGUGGAGAAUGCUACGGCUUCAUCUCAUCCUUCCGCGCCUCCUUUGCCCGUCGGGGGUGGUGGUGAUGGCGAAGGCAUACUCUCUACUUCUUCCGUGCCUACUCUGCCCGUCGGGGGUGGUGGUGAUGUCGAAGGCAUACCCUCUACUCCUUCCGUGCCUCCUUUGCCUGCGGGGGGUGGACAUCAUGCAAACGGCACCAUGUCAUUGCCUACAGCGUCACCGAGCACGAUGAAUGGCAUGCCAGAGGACAGGUGA